AAAAAUCCUCAAUUUCCCAUUUUAAAUCAAACCCAAACUACCAGAUCCCAUCUUAUCUUCUGCCACCUAGAAUCCAACCUCCUUUGAGAUCCGUCUGGGUCGUUAAAUUGUAAGCCAACCCAGCCCAAAUCCAACCCUUUGAUUUUCUUGAUAAUUGGGCUUUACCUUGACACGUGGCCUUACCCUAUUGGUUUAUUUUAGGUGUAAACAAGAUCAGAUUAGCAUCAUGAGGCAUACACUGAUGGAAUCUGAGGAGAAAGCUCGACAAAGAAGCCAAGAGGUUUCUAGACAGUUGGAUGAUUCUUUUCAGAAUCUAGCUCAGAAUAUGGCUCAAAGUGUAGCCCAAAGUGUAGCCGACAUGCGGCGAUCCAAUGAAGAAAGUAACAGAAUCUGGCGCGAGCAAAAUGCAGAAAAUUGGAGAGCUUUCCAAGCUAAAAUGGAACGAAUGCAAGAGGCAUUUCGACGUGUCAGAAUUGAGCCUCAGCCACAAGCAGCAUAUCUUCAAAGGCAGAAUCAGAAUAUUCCAGCUCCAGCACUCGGGGGGCAAGUUAAUCUACCAUUGCCACCUCCCCAAAUUCAGCAGCAUCCUAGAUAUCUGCCACCUCCGCACCGACCAAAUGGAGGACAUCAACAACAUAAUGCACCUCCACAAAGGGAGCAUUUUCAGCCUUAUGUGCCACUGGUGCAACAAAAUCUUCAAAAUCUGCUAGGACAGUACAUUAAUCGUGAUCAGAUCAUCAACAUGGUGCAGGAGGCUUAUGGUCUAGUUUUGAGGCCUUUUGUCAGACCUGCUUACAGAAAACCAUAUCCAGAUUUCAUAGACCAAGAGAAUCCUUUUCCAAGGGGGUUCAAGUGUGGUGAGGCCUCCGGUGAUGAUAAUCUGAAGCUCAGGCUUUUUCCUAGUUCUUUAACUAGUACAGCUCUCACCUGGUAUCUGAGUCUGCCACAGAAUUCAGUUUAUAAUUGGAGGCAGAUGGAAGAUCUUUUUCACAUCCAAUUCUACCGUAGUGAGCCAAAAGUGUCCAUGGCAGAUUUAUCUCGUCUGGUGCAGCGACCUAGAGAGACAUCUGAGGCCUUUCUGGCCAGAUUUCGAAAGGCCAGACUUAAGUGCAGAGUUGCCCUGCCAGAACAGGAAUUUGUUAAGCUGGCACAAAAUGAGGACACGCAAAGGAAAUCUGCAUCUCAUGGGACGUAUUAUGGUGAUGCGAACUUUGAUCUGGACGUGGCAGAAGUGGUGGCAGACAAGCCAGUUGUUUGCCCAAAUUUGGUUAAAGUGGCCCAACAGACCGACAGAACAGUAAAACGUUAUGUCGGAGAGGCUGGAAAACAAUACACCUUUGACAUUUCAAAAACUAAUGAAAUUUUUGACCACCUUAAAAAGAGUGGUCUAAUUAAGUUGCCGCCGGGACAUAAAAUCCCAAUGGCUGGCGAAAUUGGAAAUAAAAUCGACAAGGGAAUUUUGCGUUUUCCAGAUAAGGCCAAAGAAACUAUGGGAGUUGAUGUAGAUCCAUUCCCUACCAUGUCUGUUGGGGUGAACGCGGCAGAUCUCAAGAGCAUUGCCAGAGACAGAACUCAGACAUACUAUAGGCGCAGACUUGCAGCUGAUGAUCUGAGGUGGGUCAUUGAGGAGGCCAAAGCUCGCAGAAAUCAGGGAACUGCGAUAUCUGGAUGCGCAGAAAAGCCCAGAAUGGUGAAACCACCACCCAGAUCUCCAAGCAAACGAUGGGAACGUGUGGUGCAUCCAAAAUUUCCUAAAGAUCAGGCACAGCCGCUCCCAGCAAGAAGAAAAUCAGUGUGGGUCCGUAAAGAAAAAGGGAGCACAUCUGAUCAGAAUUCACCAGAGAAGGAGGAACCACCCAGAAUUCCAACAUCACCUCGAAUUCUGGCUGUGGAAUCAAAUGAAGAAACCGGUUUGAAGGUGAAGUUUGACGUGUCAGAUAAAGCGGAAAAUUCGUCAGAUGUAAUCUGUUUUGGUGAGUUUUCCGUGAAUCUAUCAUGCUUGGUGAUUCCUCUUCCCUUGGUUUUUCAAGCAAGAGAGCAGUCAGAAUCUGCAGUCUGUCACCAGAAAGAUUUGGCUGAGGAAGAAGAAGUCAUCGAGAUCCCAACUAAGGAAGAUGAUGGUAUGGAUUCAGUAGAUAAAAUCAUUUUCGAAAAACCAGAAGAGAGGAUGGCCAGGCACAUUAGGCCAUUAUACAUUCAUGCACAUCUAGAUGGUAUGCCAAUAAAUAGAGUUCUGGUUGAUAAUGGAGCAGCUGUCAAUGUUUUGCCAACUUGUAUUCUGCACAAGAUUGGCAAAUCUUUGGGUGAUUUAAUGGAGACAGAAGUGACAAUCAGUGACUUUACUGGUGGAGUCAAUCGCUCAAGGGGAAUUCUGCCAGUGGAACUUACCGUUGGAAAUAGAACUCUCAUGUGUGCAUUCUUUGUGGUUGAAACCAUUGCCACUUAUAAUGCAUUGCUUGGGAGAGAUUGGAUACAUUCCAGCUGGUGUGUUCCUUCAACUCUGCAUCAAAAAUUAAUAUUCUGGAAUGGUGGCAGAACUGAAGUCGUGACAGCAGAUGACAAGCCAUUUGUAGCAAGUACCAAUGCAGUGGAAGCUCGUUAUUAUGAUGAAGAUAUUGGGACUAUCCGUUUCUUUAGGAUGGACCGCUAUGGCAGACCUUCUGGAAUUACUGCUUGUACCAGAUUUGCAAUGGACAGACAGACUGUGAAAGAGGUAUCUGAAGUAGUCUAUGAAGGUGAAGAGGAAGAUUUGAAGGAUCAAAUAACAUUAGAGGAAUUAGAUCUGGCACCAGCAAAGCUUGAUGAUCUGAAGGUAGAAGUACAAGAUCCCCUGGAGGAGGUAAAUCUGGGUACUGAGGCAGAUCCGAGAAUUACUUUUAUUAGCGGUUCUCUUGAGCCGUGUUUGCAUGAUAAAAUUAUCACUAUUUUGCAUGAGUACAAAGACUGUUUUGCUUGGGACUAUUCUGAAAUGCCAGGUCUGGACAAAAAUCUGGUAGAGCGCAGAUUACCAAUUAGGCCAGAUUUCAAGCCUUUUAAACAGCCGCCUAGACGAAUGUCUUCAGAAGUCACUUUGAAAGUCAAAGAAGAGAUAGAGCAGUUGUUGAAGGUUGGUUUCAUCAGAACUUCCAGAUAUGUGGAAUGGUUAUCUAAUGUGGUUCCCGUGGUUAAAAAGAAUGGCAAGCUGAGAAUCUAUGUAAACUUCAGGAAUUUAAAUCUGGCAACACCAAAAGAUGAAUAUCCUAUGCCUAUUGCCGAUUUAUUGGUGGAUGGUGCAGCACGCCAUCGAAUUCUGUCAUUCAUGGAUGGCCACAGUGGGUACAACCAGAUUUUUAUAGCAGAAGAGGACAUUCCAAAGACCACUUUCCGCUACCCAGGAGCUAUUGGUACGUAUGAAUGGGUAGUAAUGCCAUUUGGUUUAAAAAAUGCGGGUGCAACUUAUCAAAGAGCCAUGAACGCCAUCUUUCAUGACAUGAUUGGUCGUUUUAUGGAAAUUUCUAUUGAUGAUGUGGUUGUGAAAUCUAAUGAGGAUGAAGAACAUCUGGAGCAUUUAAAGCUGGCUUUUGAAAGAAUGAGAAAGCAUGGUCUGAAGAUGAAUCCUUUAAAAUGUGCAUUUGGUGUUUCUACUGGAAAUUUUCUGGGAUAUCUAGUGCAUGAGCGAGGUCUGGAAGUAGAUCAGAAUAAGGCAAGAGCUGUUAUUGAAGCACAGCCGCCAAGAAGAAAGACCAGAGUUUUUUCACCACUGCUGAAGCUAAAAUCAGAAGUAGAUUUCAAAUGGGAGAAACACCAUCAGACCGCCUUUGAGGAAAUAAAGCAUUAUUUAUCAAAGCCGCCGGUCUUAGUGCCUCCUUUAAGAGGCAAACCUUUAAUUUUGUACAUAUCUGCCACAGAUGAAUCUGUAGGCAGAAUUGGGAAAUGGGUUCUGGCUUUGUCAGAAUUCAACUUGAAGUACAUGCCUCAAAAAGCUGUCAAGGGGCAGGCUUUGGCAGAUUUCCUGGCAGAUCAUUCGUGCCUGGAGGUAGAAGCGGAUGAGGAAAAAGAUCUGAACAUAGAAGCAAAUGAGAUGGCACAAAUCGCCUCGGGCUUAAAAAUCCCAGAAGGCGUGAUGAGCAGAAUUGUUGCUGUGGAAAAACGAAUUCUGCCAUCUAUUCACAUGCGUGGUAUGGCAAUUUCUGCUUGUUCCAUAGACAUAGCCCAGACAGAUUGGCGAUAUCCGAUCAUGGAAUACCUCAAAAAUCCAAAUUUUAAGGCCUCAAGAAGAACAAAAAUGCAAGCCUUGAAUUUUGUUCUAUUGGAAGGUGUUCUUUAUAGAAGAGGACAUGAUGAAUUACUCCUACGCUGUCUUGGUCCAGAUGAGUACUGCCAGAUUAUGUCAGAUGUGCAUAAUGGAAUCUGUGGUGCACACCAAGCUGGAAUUAAGAUGAGAUGGCUAAUUCGUAGACAUGGAUUCUUUUGGCCAUCAAUCUUGAAAGAUUGCAUCAGCUAUGCUAAAGGUUGUAAAGCCUGCCAGAUUCAUGGACCACUACAGAGAGUUCCAGCGUCAAAACUCCAUCCAAUUGUCAAACCAUGGCCAUUUCGAGGGUGGGCCAUAGAUUUGAUUGGUAAAGUUUAUCCUCCUUCAACUAGAGGGCAUUCUUUUAUUAUUGUUGCCACAGAUUACUUUACCAAGUGGGUGGAAGCAAAGCCAAUGAAGAAAGUUGAUCAGACCGAUAUUAUUAAAUUUCUUAAGGAAGAAAUCAUUCACAGAUUUGGUUUGCCAGAAACAGUGACUUCAGAUCAGGGGACAGUUUUUGUUGGUGCGCAAGUUGAAGCAUUUGCAAAAGAAAUGGGAUUUAGGUUACUCACUUCAACCCCUCAUUAUGCUCAAGCCAAUGGCCAAGUUGAAGCUUCCAACAGAAUUGUGAUAAAUCCGCUGGAAAAAAUGGUUGAUGAUAAUCCAAGGUGUUGGCAUGAGUUGCUAUCUGACACAAUCUGGGCUUACAGAACUUCACAAAGGAGUUCUACCAAGGCAACUCCAUUCUCUUUAACUUAUGGACAUGAUGUUGUUCUGCCCAUGGAGUUGUCUGCUAGAUCAUUGCGUAUAGCAAUUCAACAUGGUCUCACUUCUGGAGAAUAUAAUGAAGCAAUAAUUCUAGAGUUAGAAGACUUGGAGGGUAUGCGAUUGACGGCCUUAGAUAGGCUGCAAACACAGAAAUUAAAAGUGGCUCGAGCGUACAACAAAUGAGUGAAAUCUAGAAGUCUGGCAAAAGGAGAUCUGGUAUGGAAAGUAAUUCUGCCACCUGGAAAGAAAGACCCCAGAUUUGGGAAAUGGUCUCCAAAUUGGGAAGGACCAUUUCGUAUACAUGAAGUGCUUAGAGGAGGAGCAUAUUGGCUUGAAUCGUUGAAUGGAGAGUUACAUCCUCGAAAAAUAAAUGGAAUCUACCUUA
Molecule: messenger RNA, 5423 nt
Organism: Rubroshorea leprosula
Lineage: Eukaryota; Viridiplantae; Streptophyta; Magnoliopsida; Malvales; Dipterocarpaceae
Source: the annotation of a GenBank genome assembly